AUGUUUUAUUGCGGUCGACCGCUAUCGGAAUAUUGUGAAGCCGACCAGAGAGCCCUGGACGACGCGUCGUGCUCAUUCGUUGAUGGCUGUUUCCUGGUUCACGUCUGCCACUGUUUCUUCACCACUGUUUAUCACACAGCGUUUGCAACCGUUGGCACUCGAAAAUACAACACUGUGCGGCUAUGUAAGCGUUUCCUUUACAUUUAA
Gongylonema pulchrum is the source of this 207-nucleotide messenger RNA. The record is from the annotation of a GenBank genome assembly. Lineage: Eukaryota; Metazoa; Nematoda; Chromadorea; Rhabditida; Gongylonematidae.